AUGAGAGCUGUCCAAAGCGUUCUCUCUCUUCUUUUACCAGCCUUAUUGCUUAGCUGGAUUGACCUCUCCGUCCAAUAUCCGAUAAGGACCUCGAAGUUGGACAUUGCCAUCCACACUCAGGAAGGACUUCUUGAAGAAGAAAGCUCAGCUCAGACCCUGAUUGGGAAUGAAUUCAGCGGGAGCUUAGAGCUUGAGGGCGAUGGUGGUUCUUCUUUUGGCUCUGUGGAACAAGGGAUCGAACCCAAUUCCACGGUCGACUCCACCGAGAAGCCGUCUAGUAAAGGAGUGGAAGAUCGUUUGUCUGGCAGCACUUUGGAUCAUGGCGUCAAACAGCACGCUGAUAUCGGUGAUUCGGAGCAGAACAUUACCGCUUUUAACAGCCAGAGGCCUAUUUGGGCAAUUGCCCAUCGGGUUUUGACGGUUAAGAGUGUUCACGAUGCCAUUUUAAAUGGAGCUAAUGCACUUGAGAUUGAUAUGACUGCCUGGAGGAAAGGCUGGUAUGCAGACCAUGACGGUACCUUGACCAGCUACGGGGAUACUGCUUGGAAGAUGUUUCAAGCCAUUGCGGAACACCGGAGAAGGGGCGCGACCAUCAACUUUGUGUGGCUGGAUAUCAAGAAUCCAGAUUGGUGCCCUAACAACAACAAAUGGCAUUAUUGCUCCACAGACAACCUGCGGAAAAUGGCACGGGACGUUAUUGAGCCUCUGGGUGUCCGGGUUCUCUUUGGGUUUUACAAACCAGGCCCGGCAUACAAUGCCCUGCGUGUCUCCAACCACCAUUGGGAGGCACUAAAUCUGAAUGGUAAAUCUAAGAAGGUCGAAGACUGGUUCAACCGACAUGGACCCAUGGCCAAGAAUAAACGUGUCAUGUCGUAUGGGUACUUCAAUUUGCCCUUCCAGUUCGGAAAUUGCUGGGAGAGAGAUUACUACACCUGUACAGAGCUACGCCAAGCUGUUAAAAGCCAGGGCUUUGGCAGGGUUUUUGGUUGGACAUUAGCGACUGGCCAAGACAAGUAUGCCGACAAGCUAUUGUCAGAGGGCGUUGACGGCUUGAUUUACGGGUUCAAGGCCACUUACUACUAUGACCAUGUGGACACUCGAAGAGCCGCUAAUUCCAUCAAACGUUGGGUCAAUAAUCAUGCCGGUAGCCACCGCAUGGCUAAUCAGAACGACGACCCUUGGUAA
Molecule: messenger RNA, 1185 nt
Organism: Penicillium hordei
Lineage: Eukaryota; Fungi; Ascomycota; Eurotiomycetes; Eurotiales; Aspergillaceae
Exons: 1
Coding region: 1-1185 (394 amino acids)
Biological process (GO): lipid metabolic process
Molecular function (GO): phosphoric diester hydrolase activity
Source: RefSeq, a predicted model, not a curated record